AUGAAAUUUGCCAAAGAAUUGGAACAUGAGCUGGUUCCAGAGUGGCGGGCCAAAUAUUUAGACUACAAGGUCGGAAAAAAGAAAGUCAAGGCAAUAGCGCGCGCCAUCCAAAAAGCAAACCGAACGCCCAAUCACCCCUCUCUUCAGCAGCGUCCCCUCCCUGACCAAGGCGAGAACUCAGCGACACCCGCUAGCGGCUCCCAGCGUUCUGCUUCAUUUCGCCGGGCCGAGAAACGAUUUGAAGGGGCGGAUACAGACCACCUUGCUGUAAAGAGUCCCAGCCUUACUUCGCGAUCUACACCCGGUCAGCGGCACGAGCGUCAGCCCCUGCGAGUGCCAGGAUCUCGGUUUUCUGCCGUGGUUGGAAGCUAUGGGAGUAUCGUCGCAUCACCUCCUCAGCAAGGUGGAACAUCAGACGUAGCUUCGCUAGAGCUACCUGAUCCCGCAUUAGAUUACGGUGAGGAUGUCCGCUGGUCGGAACGGAAUCUCGACGGUCAAAAUGCUCCAAAAACGCCAUCGCCCGUUAUUUCCCCACAAGUGAGCAAUAGGUCCGCUCUUAGGGACAACCCGCAUCGCAAUUCUUCGAUAAACCAACCAGUCACCUCCGGGGACGCAAAGAACAGAAAUGCCGUCUCAGGAACAUCAGGUCGAAGAAAGUCUCGCCUUAUCAAGCGCGUUUUGUCUUCUGGCGAAUCACCGGAGAAGCUCGCACAGAGUGACCAACGCACAGAGUUCGAACGUAAGCAGGACGAGUUCUUUGCCUUUCUUGAUGGCGAGCUGGCCAAGAUCGAGUCAUUUUACCAGAUGAAGGAGCGCGAGGCAACUGAACGCUUGAGGAUAAUUCGAGAACAGCUGCACACUAUGAGGGAUCAGCGUACCCAGGAAGUUCGUCAUGUCAGGAGAUAUCGUGACCGCGAUGCUGAGCACCCAUCUUCUAAGCCUUCCAGCACGCUAAGCAGCCGCCGACUUAGAGACGCUUUUGCUGGGAGACGGAUUGGCAAGAACUCAAAGGCACUCGUCGCGCUGGCUACGCCUGCGGGCGCGCAACCACAGGAUCCUGAGGUUAUCAUCAGGCGUAGGGAUUUUGCGCGUCAGCCAGAAGAGGAACAGCUUCCCAAAUCAGAGGUCCCGUAUCGGUCCGCAAAGAGAAAGCUCAAGUAUGCUCUGCAAGAGUUCUACCGUGGCGUAGAGCUCCUGAAGUCAUAUGCCUAUCUUAACAGAACUGCUUUUCGCAAAAUCAACAAGAAAUAUGACAAGGUCGUCGACACACGACCGUCAAUGCGAUAUAUGUCGGAGAGAGUCAACAAAGCGUGGUUCGUACAGAGCGAAGUGACAGAAAGUCUGCUGGCUACAGCGGAAGACUUAUACGCUCGUUACUUUGAGGGCGGCAAGCGAAAGAUAGCGGCCUCCAAACUGCGCCUUACUCUAAGGAAAUCUGGCGAUUACUCGCCAAAUACCUUCCGCUGCGGACUCUUAUCGAUGGCUGGGCUCCUAUUCGCCAUCCAAGGCCUGAUCUAUGCGAGUCAACGUCUUGAGGACGAGGACUCUGCCCUAGGAGUACAUACCAGCUAUUUACUAUUUACGGAGGCUAUUUCCUCGUUGUUUUCCAUUUCUUGCUAUUUUGUGUAG
Molecule: messenger RNA, 1629 nt
Organism: Aspergillus calidoustus
Lineage: Eukaryota; Fungi; Ascomycota; Eurotiomycetes; Eurotiales; Aspergillaceae
Source: the annotation of a GenBank genome assembly